This is a messenger RNA of Labrus mixtus (cuckoo wrasse), 2947 nucleotides long. Its product is annotated as dual specificity phosphatase 29-like. The coding region runs from base 2037 to 2639 and encodes 200 amino acids. Gene Ontology annotation, biological process: negative regulation of MAPK cascade; protein dephosphorylation. Lineage: Eukaryota; Metazoa; Chordata; Actinopteri; Labriformes; Labridae. The transcript has 4 exons. The record is from RefSeq and is a predicted model, not a curated record. Gene Ontology annotation, cellular component: cytoplasm. Gene Ontology annotation, molecular function: protein tyrosine/serine/threonine phosphatase activity; MAP kinase phosphatase activity.
AACAAUCAGCUCUCACCAAGGAGAUGAACAUGACUACUAAUAUUAAAACAAACACUCAACAAACCGAGUGUAUUGACACGCACAUAUUAGCAUGUUGACAAAGUAGGCUAAUGAAAACAUGUGAAGCUAACAACAUGUUUACAUCCCGUAGGCUAGCUUAAAUGCUAAAAUAUGAUACAAUUUAGCUCAGCGCACAAUUGAGCUUAAGGUUAUUUGAGGCAAGCGGUGAAACAUCUACAUGGAAGAAAGUUUGACUAAAUUAAACAGUCUGGCAAGCUUGAGUCACGGCAAAAACAUUUGAGCAAUUUGUCCUUCUCUUUGGCACCAAAGUCAGGCUAAGCUCUUUGUUGUUCCAACGAUGCAUUACCUCCACAUAGCCUAUAGACAUGUUCUUAAUUUUUUGGGUCUUUUUCUGAAAAAGACAAACAAAAUAGGUCUUAACUUAAGGUUGUUUUAAUUGCAGAACGACUUAAAACCUUGUUUAAUGAAAGGAACAAUUACUGAACAGUGAAUAUUUCUGACAUGGACGUUUAAAAAAACUUUUUAUGCCUUUGAGUUGCGUUUUCUAAAUCUCAUUCUUUGGCAAGGCAUUUCUUCACUUUGUAUAACAGCAGAACGGACCAAAUGCAAUGAGGAAAAUGUAUUACAAAUCAUCGUUGUUUGUGAACUCUGUAGAUGACUCUGAAGCGAUAGAACUUUUUUUCUAUUAAAUGUCAACAUUCAAGUUCAAACGGGAAUCAAUCUACAGAAAAUGUCGCUUUAUCAGUAAAUCAGUGUUCACAGUGUGAAAUAUCUUUUGUGUGUGUGUGUAGAUCAUGAGACUGUUUGUUCUGAUCUCAACAAAAUGUUUUGAUUGUCAUCUGUGUAAAAAGGAGAAAUGUCAGAUAAGAUACUCGUUUAUAGACAGCAAUGAAUCUAGUUUGUAUAAAUCAUCUUUACUUCACCUCACACAGGUUUAGAAGAAAUAGAUUAUCAACAUUAAAGGUUAAUGCAAACCUCAAUGUUAUAGAGAAUCAGCAGUAUGUCAACAACUAUUUGUUUUAUGAUGCAUGAUUUCAGUCUGUUGAGUCCAAAGUUCAAUUUCAACAUAAGUAUUACCCCAAUAUUUAAUUUAGGUAUAAUAAAUUUGAUACAAUGUAUCAGGAAGUUUUGCGAAACAUGACGUUUACAUGAUGUAAAAAAAAGUAUGUAUUGCUUUUAUAUACUAUACAUCUACCUUUUUAAUCUUGUGUGAAUCUUUUUUGCAUUGUAUUUUUGUGCUUUAUAGCUUAGACUGAGUAUGUCUGAACGGUUUUUGUUUGCCACAUUUUAAAGUUUUUCUCCAAAUGUUGGAAUGUAAAUCAGUUUUUUAUGCUUGCAAUUGCAAAACACUUCACAUGGAAAGUAAAGCAGAUCAAAAAGCCACGACCUACUGGUGUUGAUUAGAACACAUUUGACUGUAGAGAAUGAUCUACGUAAAGACAGUGUUAGAUUUAGAGCAGCCCUGAUAUUAUUCUCAUGCUAUUGAAAAAGCCAUGUCCUAUCCUUCCUCCUAAGCUGGUAGCUCGGGUAACCUUUACGGAAUGCAGAAGAUGAUGCCAAGAUUAUUUUGGGCUGAGAUUCAGAUGUUAAAAUAGCAAAAAAGGUUGCAGGGUAGAUUACUGAGGAGAAAGCAGACAGUUGUGCUGUCGACCUACAUGUUGGUCUCGUACAGAGAGACGCUGAAAAGCAACGUUUCCAGCCAAGGCAAGUGUCCACUACCAAUAUGUACAAAUAUGUUGGAAAAUAUGUACUACAGUGUCUAUGAACUAGUGUUUGGAUUUAUUGUGUUUUAUAGCAUUAUUUAGAAGGCAAACAUGACUAUAACCCCUUUUGUUAUUGAGUUUGUGUGAUGAUACUGCAUUGCAUGAUGGAUCACCACACUUUCUUCUUUUAUUAAUUUGCUUACAAGUGCAGACGAACCACAACCAAAAGGCUAAAGAGGGGGAGUGUAAUUCAUAAACCCACCGAGAAGAGGCCCCGAGGAGGUUGUAAAAACAGAAGUAAAGCAUACCAACAUGCCCAGAGGCCUCAGCUGCUUGGCGAGCCCUGAGGGGCCAGACAGCGGGUAUGAGACCCCCCCAGCUUCAGAGCUCCAGAGGCUGAUGUGGACAAAGAAAGGGAGCAGCAACCAUCUGGAUGAGGUUCAGCACAGGAUCUAUAUUGGAGACAUGUAUGCAGCCAAAGACAAAAGGACUCUCCAGGCUCAUCACAUCACACACGUACUCAACGCAGCUGAUGGGAAAUUCAACGUGAACACCGGCCCCAGCUUCUACCGAGACACCAAAAUCACUUAUCAUGGAGUGGAAGCGUUUGACAUGCCAUCCUUUAACUUGAGUCCCUUCUUUUACCCGGCGGCCAAUUUUAUCAAGAACGCUUUAAGCUGGCCCACAGGUAAAGUCUUCGUCCACUGUGCGAUGGGUCUGAGCCGCUCGUCCACCUUGGUUCUGGCCUACCUGAUGAUCCACCAAGACAUGACGCUGGUGGACGCGCUCAAAGCUGUCAGUGCCAACAGAAACAUCUCACCGAACGCCGGCUUCCUUGAGCAGCUCCGAGAGCUGGACAAAAAGCUGCACUGCGAGGCAUCAGCCAGGCUCUCCAGUUCCAACAGGCGGACUUGAGAUGAAUCCAUUAGUUGUGUCUUUGCGUAAUCUACUGAAAACAAACUGCUGAAUUUAAAAACAUUUUCUUAUUGUUUGGUCUUUAAAGGGGACAUAUUAUGAAAUGUUACAGUGUUUUUCAACAUAUAUUUGGGUAACCCGAGUGUCUAACGACCCACAAAAUGUGAAAUAAAUCCAUCCAUUUGUAUUUUCGCUACAGAGGAGUGAUGUCUACCGGGAAAACGCAUUGCAUUGCAUUUAAAGAGACACACACACCAAAACGGAGCGUUCUGAGAGAGCUGGUUUAUACAGGGUCACAAACCUCCUCU